Messenger RNA from Pelobates cultripes (western spadefoot toad), 399 nucleotides. Lineage: Eukaryota; Metazoa; Chordata; Amphibia; Anura; Pelobatidae. The record is from the annotation of a GenBank genome assembly.
AUGCGCUGCACAGCCGAGGAGCAACUUACCUACAAGCGGAAAAAAGGUGGCCUUGUGGAUCCGACCAGCAAUACGAUGCAGCAACUACAGGCAGAUACCACGGGUCUCCAAAGCAGCCAUCAGGCAGUACAGAUUCCAGAGGUCCUCGAGGCGGAUGUGGGUGCCAUGUCUAUCGGGUGCAGGCUCCCUCUUACGGCUGCAAAAAAGCUGGAACACCACAUAAGUGACACAGGUCAGAACCUCACCGGACCGGACCUUCAGACUCUGGCACAACAUGAUCCAGCUCCCAACCGCCACGAUGCAAAAGCAGAGACCGGGCGCUUGCGCAAUCCUCAGGGCACUACCGGAGUAGACCUUGCAUUUCUAGAUAACCCACCCAUGUUAUUUUCAGUUAUGUGA